Messenger RNA from Salmo salar (Atlantic salmon), 2790 nucleotides. RefSeq lists its product as uncharacterized. The record is from RefSeq and is a predicted model, not a curated record. Gene Ontology annotation, biological process: regulation of transcription by RNA polymerase II. NCBI's taxonomy places the organism in Eukaryota, Metazoa, Chordata, Actinopteri, Salmoniformes, Salmonidae. Gene Ontology annotation, molecular function: RNA polymerase II cis-regulatory region sequence-specific DNA binding; DNA-binding transcription factor activity, RNA polymerase II-specific.
GUCAGCAAAUGUAUUAUUUGUAAGACGAAAGAGAAAAAAUAUUUACUAAUUGUUAAAUUAUUAUGACGUUCUUUCCAAUACAAAAAGUGUAGUAACUAUUGUUUCCAAUCUGCGUUACCCACUCCAGUCAACAGAUGGCGAUGUGCGUCUUUCAGGUGAUGCUUCUUGCGUGACGUAUAAUGGACUGGACGGGACGCUUCUUCAGGAACAACAACGCGGCUACUCUUACAACCACCUCGGUAGCUUGCUAGCCAACAUAAAACUGAAAGAUUGAGGUUUUAGACGAUGUUAAUUAGCUGAUCUCAGUGUUUAAAACGUAUUUCUGUUGACGUAUCAACUGGUGAACUUGAACCUAAUUUGCUUGUCCAAUUUGCAAACUUGUUAAAGAUUGAUGCUGAGCCUAGGUUAGUCGCUAAUGCUAACUAUCUAGCAUCACUGACCAUGAGUUCACUGACCAUGAGUUCACUAAACUACUCCUACCCUGCUAAAGAAGAUGAGGUUUGCUGUUUGGAGAAAGAAGCUCUGGCGCUGAACAUUGUCGUGAAAGAAGAAGAGGAGGAUAUUACAGUGAAAGAAGAGAAAGAACCUUUCAGAAUGAAAAAGGAGGAAGAGGUUGUUAUAGGGAAAGAAGAGAAAGAACCGUUUAGAGAGGAAGAGGAUGCUAUCUCAAUAAAGGUGAAGAAGGAAGACGUUUUGGGAGUGAAAGAGGAGGAGACAGAAUAUCAGAUUAACACCAGAGAGAGACAUGACUAUCGUGGAUCCUCUGGGGAGCCUCAACAACAUCCUGAUGCUGACGAGUCAGAGAAGAUUCUCUCCAGAUCAGAACACCAGAUGGAUAUCGCUAGCCCUUUCACCCUCCCGGAGUCCCCGGGUCGUGCCUCUCCUGGUAGCGCCUUACUGCUGGGUAUGAAGAGGUUGUCUGUGCUGCUGGUGGACUGCAGGAAAACAACGGAGCUGAGUGGAACUGUGAGAGGAGGAGAAGAGAAGAAAGAAUCAGAUUUGACACAUCAAAGAGAAAAACCUAAUUCGGAGGAACCAGAGACAUCCAAACCAGCAAGACGGCACCUCUGCUCCCAGAUUGGAAAGCGUUUUACCAAGUUAGGAAGCCUGAAAAGACAUAGGAGGACGCACACUGGAGAGAAGCCACACCAUUGCACCCAGUGUGGACAUAAUUUUAACCAGUUAAGAAGCCUGAAAGCUCAUGAGCGAAUACACACAGGGGAGAAGCCUUACCACUGUUGCCAAUGCGGAAGUAGUUUUAGCCAGUUAGGGAACCUGAAAUCUCAUGAGCGAAUACACACAGGGGAGAAGCCUUACAAAUGCUCAGACUGUGGAAAGACAUAUUUCUCAUCAUGGUCACUUAAAGUCCAUGUUAGAACCCACACAGGGGAGAAGCCUUACCACUGCUCCCAGUGUGCAAAGAGUUUUAGACAGUUAGGAUACCUGAAAGCCCAUGAGCGAAUACACACAGGGGAGAAGCCUUACCACUGUUGCCAAUGUGGAAGUAGUUUUAGCCAGUUAGGGAACCUGAAAGUUCAUGAGCGAAUACACACAGGGGAGAAGCUUUACCACUGCUCCCAGUGUGGAAAGAGUUUUAGCCAGUCAGGAAGCCUGAAAACUCAUCAGCGAAUACACACAGGGGAGAAACCUUACCACUGCUCCCAGUGUGCAAAGAGUUUUGUCCAUUUAGGACAUCUGAAAGAACACAUGAGACUGCACACAGGGGUGAAGCCUUACCAAUGCUCAGACUGUGGGAAGACCUAUUACUCAUCACAGUCACUUAAAGUUCAUGUGAGAACCCACACAGGGGAGAAGCCUUACCACUGCUCCCAGUGUGGAAAGAGUUUUAGCCAGUCAGGAAGCCUGAAAACUCAUCAGCGAAUACACACAGGGGAGAAGUCUGCUCCCACUGUGCAAAGAAUUUUACCAAAUUAUGAAGCCUGAAAAAAACACAUGAGACUGCACACAGGGGAGAAGUCUUACAAAUGGUCAGACUGUGGGAAGACAUAUUACUCAUCACGGUCACUUAAUCAUCAUGUGAGAAUCCACACAGCAGAGAAUAAUGACUUCUAGUGUGUAUAUUGAUAUUUCACAUCACAUUGACUUAAUUACUUCUCCUAGUGUGUAAAUUGAUAUUUUACAUCAAAUUGACUUAAAAUUUUAUCAGAGAACAUACACAGUGCUCCCAUUGUCUUAUAUUGUUGACUGAGAAUGUGUUUACUUGUUUAUACCAUAUGAAAUUAAAUGGUACAAAGUAUACUCAAACAAAUAUUUGUAUGUUUUUAUUAUAAAACAUGAAUUGAAUAUAUGGUACGUCAGUUUGAAUAUAAAGUAGAUCAGAUUCCAUGUGUUUAAAGGGUCCUUUUUUAAACUCUGACUGUGGGUGUGUUUAUCUGAGUGUCAUUCCUCCAGCACUACAGAUAAUCAAGUGAUAUUUGGAUGUGAUGCAUUUGUUCCAUUGUUUACAUUUGCAUUGUUGGCCCACUGAUGAUUUAAUGACAUGAAAAUAUUCAGACGGUAAUGGAAAAUGUUAAUCGUAUGUGUCCACAUAACUGAUUAUGUGACUAACCUUGUGAAACUGUCCAAUUAUAAUCUCCUGUUCUUGGGAGUAUCAUCCUGUGUUGCAAGCCAAUUUGCACCUGUGUCCUUGUAUGAAUAAAGUCCCUCCCAGGAACAGGAAACUAAAGAUAUGUGCUCAUCACCCAAUGCUUCAGGAAUUCAGACUGUCUACACUGCGCUGUGUAACUCUGUUAUUCUCUCUGAGCUCAGAAAUAAAGAAUCUUGGUUUUA